AUGGCCAACUACCUCGCCUCCAUCUUCGGUACCGAGCAAGACAAAGUAAACUGUUCCUUCUACUACAAGAUUGGCGCGUGCCGCCACGGCGACCGCUGCUCGCGAAAACACGUCAAGCCGUCGUACUCGCAGACGAUUCUGCUACCGAACCUGUACCAGAACCCAGCCUACGACCCCAAGAACAAGAUGAAUGCGCAGCAGAUGCAGAUGCACUUUGAUGCCUUUUACGAGGACAUUUGGUGCGAACUCUGCCAGUACGGACUAGUUGAGGAAUUGGUUGUUUGCGACAACAACAAUGACCAUCUCAUCGGCAACGUCUACGUCCGCUUCAAGUACGAAGAAGAUGCGCAAAAAGCCUGCGACGCGCUUAACUCGCGCUGGUACGCCGGUCGCCCCAUCUACUGCGAACUAUCCCCCGUCACAGACUUCCGCGAGGCCUGCUGUCGCCUUAAUAGCGGCGAGGGCUGUGUCCGCGGCGGCUUCUGCAACUUUAUCCAUCGCAAGGAACCCUCCGCUGAACUCGAUCGCGAACUCGACAUGUGCACUCGCAAGUGGCUCAAGGAGAGAGGUCGGGAUGCCAGGAGCAUGUCCAGGAGUCCAACGCCCCAACCUGCUGCUGGGGGCGCGGCCAAGAGCAGGUUUUAG
Pyrenophora tritici-repentis Pt-1C-BFP is the source of this 645-nucleotide messenger RNA. RefSeq names its product RRM-5 multi-domain protein. The record is from RefSeq and is a predicted model, not a curated record. Gene Ontology annotation, biological process: mRNA splicing, via spliceosome. Gene Ontology annotation, cellular component: U2AF complex; spliceosomal complex. NCBI's taxonomy places the organism in Eukaryota, Fungi, Ascomycota, Dothideomycetes, Pleosporales, Pleosporaceae. Gene Ontology annotation, molecular function: pre-mRNA 3'-splice site binding; metal ion binding.